Messenger RNA from Ostrea edulis (European flat oyster), 3901 nucleotides. RefSeq lists its product as uncharacterized. The transcript has 5 exons. Bases 119 to 2776 code for a protein of 885 amino acids. Lineage: Eukaryota; Metazoa; Mollusca; Bivalvia; Ostreida; Ostreidae. Gene Ontology annotation, molecular function: zinc ion binding. The record is from RefSeq and is a predicted model, not a curated record.
UGUAGCACAUUCCACGAUACGUGGUUGCUCGCUGUUGGUGUUUAUGUAGCGCUGAGAUCAAUCUCCAGAAACAAAACGAAAGUAGUGUAUAGCAUGAUAUGCAUUUGAAUGUUCUAGAAUGGAAAAGGAAGUUCUAACGCUAAAGGAUAUUAAAGGAUUAGCAGAUACAUAUCUGAAAUGCCGGUUGUGCAAUGACAAUUUAAAUACGUCUGUUGGAUUAUCUCGCCUUCUUCCAUGUUUACAUAGCUUGUGUAUUCCUUGUCUCGAGAAAAAGAUAAUCGACAAAGAAAUUAUUUGUCCUGAUUGUUACGAAAAACAUCUCAUUCAAGAAAGAGGCUUGGACGAACUUCCAAGUGAUCCUAAUCUCAAGAACCUCCAUACAUAUGUUGAUUUUCAUAGGAAUGGAGAGAAAGAGAUAUGCGGAAUGUGCGAAAAACACACUGACCUUUCACAUCGAUGCAAACAAUGUGAAGUUGUUAUUUGUUAUGGGUGUGUUUUGAUCCACAAAAAGAUACGAAAACUUAUACAUCAUGAAUUAUUCCCUAUCCGCCGAAACUCUGCUGAUAACCCAAAUGACCCAGUUGAGUUUUCGUCGGAUGUAUUUUGCACUCAACGUGAUCAUGAAAAGGAAAUGCUGAGAAUUUACUGUUCCUCGCCUUGCAGAAAGUCAGUUUGCAUAUUAUGUGCCUUCCGCAAUCACCGUGGACAUGAACAAUCCUUGCUGGGCGAUGUUUACUGCAAGGAAAGACUGAAGGCAAACGUUAUAUACUCUGAAAUUGAAAGUCAAGUCAAGGCGAUAGAAAAUGUCAUUCAGUGUGUCCAAAAAGAGAUGCAACUUAUUAGAGAGCAUGCGUUGCAUGAAAAACAUUCUAUGGAAGCAACAAUGGGAAAUGCAAAAGAAAUCAUAGACAGAAGAGAAAAAGACCUUUUAGGAGAGGUAGAUGUUCUCUCUCUUCAGAAAGAUAAGACAUUGCAAAAUCAAGCAGAUUCUUUACAACACAACAAAGAUUCACGUAACGAAGCGAUUUCGUUUUUCCAGCAAUCACUAUAUUAUAAUAACAAGCCAGCUUUUCUCCUGAUAUCAAAGGCGAUGUUACAAAGACUUAAUGAGCUUGGGAAAAGAUCAUACCAUGUAGACGCGCACACUACUUCUAUUUCUUUUCGAUGCGUGAAAUCUGCAACAAUGUUGGACUUUCAAGAGAAUAUAAAUACACUAGUUAAGGUGCUUGUAUCAAACGCAAAUGUUUUUCGGUGCCAAAAUUCUGUUCCAACACAUUGUCUGGUACACGAGAUAUGUCUAAUAUCCAUGACAUUGAUUUCCUCUAGUGGAUCCGUAAUAACCAAUGAGGACGUUACAUUUAUUAUUACAAAUGACAGAGAAACGAAAGUCGAAAUAACUUGUACAUUUUCGGACAUUGACAAAGCCAUGAGAGGAAAAUGGUGUCCAAAUAAGAGUGGAAUGUUUCAAUGGACAGUAUUAUCCAAUGGAAUAGAAUUGACCGUUAAAAACCUCGUAUGCGUUGAGGACAAAUGUAAAAUGACUGAAGAUAGAUCUGUGAAGUUUUUGGUACUGUGUAUGAGAAUUAGUACUUCAAACUGCGAGUUGGCAUUUUCAUUGCAAGAUAAUGCUGAUAGAGCGAUCUCCAUAAGGGAAUUGGAAAUCGUGAAAAAAGUUUUCUCAGAGGGAGAAAUUUCCAUACUCUUUAGUGAAAAUGGUAAAGUAAUAGCUAUUGGAAAUGAUGCGGAGAGUAUGUACAUGGAUGCUAGCAAAGAAGACGUUCGACUUUGCAGACUCUCAGAGGAUAACUUAAAAGUAAUAACAACAGAUGAUUCACCAAGUGACGCUGGGACAGAUAUGACAGUUUCAGAAGUCAUUAUAUCUUGUAUACAAUAUCUCAAAGAUACAUUUGAGAACUCGUGGCUGAAACUCGGUUUUAUAACCCCGUUAGACGUAUAUUUGAUGAUAAUCCUUCCUACAAACUUUCGAAAUAUUGCAAAGGAUAUUUUAACAGAAAAGAUUGGAACAAAAGUAAACGAGAUCCAUCUUGUAUCAGAAAUUGACGCAAUACGUUAUUUCUAUGAUAACAUAAAAAGCGACUCCUUGUCCCUGGAAAGCAAGGCUUGGCAUCACAUCUCCCCUGGUUGCAGAUACAUGAUGUUGUAUUGUGGAGGCAAUACCCAAGCAACGAUUGUAUGUUUUGAUCCAGACGGCAAACAGCAUAGACAAACCUGUGAAGAAACAGUAGGGGGAUUCUAUAUCCGUAAGCGUGUACUUGAUGUUUUAGGGGAAAUCAUUGGAGACGAUGUUCUGGAUUACUUCAAAGGAGAAAACCAUCCAGAUUAUAUUGACUUUAUGAAAAGACUAGAAAUGUCGAAGAAAGUUGCAAAAACUACAGCCGAUUUCACAAUUCGCUUGACGCGCUAUCUUCUUGAAGAUUACCAAAAAAAGAAAGGAAAAUCUUUGGAAGAAAUAAUUGAAGCCAUAUACAAUUUAGGUUACGAUAUGAAGUUGAAUGUACAAACGCUCCAUAUCAAUGCUGGAUUUAUUCUAGAAGAAUGCUUUCAAAACAUACUUGAGUACACUGAGAAGAAUCUGGAUAAACACCAAACAAACAAUAUAUUACUGUAUGGAGGUCAUGCUAACAGCGCAUGUUUUCUAUCUCUGAUGUCAAAACGCUUCCCAUGUGUGCGAAUUGUGGCCCCAGAGAAUGCUGAUUUAGCAGUGGUAAAAGGGGGUGUAUCAUAUGGCCACUUUUAUCGGCCAUACAAUGUAUAACCAAAAACCCUAAUAUUUUCAAAGGGUUCUAUGUUGAAAACAAAAUUUUAUUACCAUAAUUUGGUGAUAGAAAAUAUAAGAAAAUUUGAAUUACCAGUAGAUUGUCAAGUUGAUCUUUUUGAUAAAGUUAUAGUUCCAGUAUUACAUAAUGAUAUAUAUAUAUAUGGUUCCGAAGUAUGGGGCUUUGAAAACCGCGAUCUUGUAGAACGUAUACAUUAAUUUUUUUUAAAACAUGUAUUCAAUUUAAAAAGUUCCACGCCAACGUACAUGGUCUAUGGUGAAGCAGGUCGCUUCCCUAUAUAUAUUUUAGUAUACUGUAGAAUGAUUACAUAUUGGGCCAAACUGUUUUCAUGUUAAGAAAAUAAAAUUGCAUAUGUUUUGCAUAAACAUCUAUUUAAAUUACACUAUGAUGGAGUUUUAACAAAUGCAUGGUUAGAUUGUAUACAGAAAAUUCUUAAUAUGUGUGGUUUAUCUUAUAUAUGGCAAGAACAAGGUCUCACAAUUAAUGUUAAAGGGAUAAAUUCUAUCAUUAAACAAACAUUACAAGAUCAGUGUAUAUAAAAAUGGUCCAGUCGACUCCAGUGAUAAUUCUUCAAAAGGGCAAUUGUACAGAAUCUUUAAACUACAUUUGGUUUUGAAAGUUAUAUCAAUAAGCUAUCCGAAAUUCAGAAAUAUGUUUUUAAAGUUUCGAACAACAGAUCAUCGAUUACCAAUUGAGGUUGGGAGAUGGGAUACCACUGUGUGAGAUACUUUGUUCACUAUGUAAUAAUAACCAAAUUGCAGAUGAGUUUUAUUAUAUUCUGGAAUGUAAAAAACUGUCUGAUGUUAGGAAAUUAUACCUUGGGAAAUAUUAUUCACAUAGACAUAAUGUUAUCAAAUUCAAAGAUCUUAUGUCAACCCAAAAAGAAAAAAAUAUAUAUUUAAAAAAAAAAACUAUAUUUAGUUUGAAAAAUUAUGAUACCGUCUGUCCUCCUAGAUUACCAAAUGUGUAUUUUCUUUUUCUUUUUAUUCUUCUUAAUGUAAUGUACCUCUGGCCAGUGUUAUUUAUGAUGUACAUAUAUUUUUACUGUUCCCCAUGUACCAUUAAUGGUUUGAAAGAAUAAACUGAACUGAACUUAAGAAUUA